This is a messenger RNA of Castor canadensis (American beaver), 569 nucleotides long. The record is from RefSeq and is a predicted model, not a curated record. Lineage: Eukaryota; Metazoa; Chordata; Mammalia; Rodentia; Castoridae.
CGAGUGGCGGGGAAACUGCUGCAGAAGCUGCUGCUGGAGCGGUCUGCCCACAGCAAGCCCCACUAUCGUGAGCAGACCUCGCCAUGGCGCUGCAGCUCGCUCGGGAGCAAGGAAUCACCCUGCGCGGCAGCGCCGAGAUCGUGGCCGAGUUCUUCUGUGAGUCCUCGCGUAGGACGCGUGCUCCCAGAGAAAAGUCCCAGAAAGCUAUCCAGGAUGAAAUCCGUUCAGUGAUCAGACAGAUCACAGCUACAGUUACAUUUCUUCCACUGUUAGAAGUUUCUUGUUUUUUUGAUCUACUGAUUUAUACAGACAAAGAUUUGGUUGUACCUGAAAGAUGGGAAGAGUCUGGACCACAGUUCAUUACCAAUUCUGAGGAAGUUCGUCUUCAUUCAUUUACUACCACAAUCCACAAAGUGAAUAGCAUGGUGGCCUACAAAAUUCCUGUCAAUGACUGAAGUGAGAAGAUGGUUGUCUACAAGUCAGAAACAGAGCUCUUACCAAAAGUCAACUAUGCUGGUAUCUUCUAUUCCCAAGAACUGUGAGAAAUAAAUUUCUGGUCUUAAAACCAU